AUGUCAUUCUUUGCGAUGGCCUUGCUUGUUUUUGAUGGUGGAGUAGAUGUAAAAGCUGAAGCAAGAAAAACUUUAUCAGAAAUUGAUAAGAAAUUGAAGCUUCUCAAUAAGCCAGCAAUCAAGAGCAUUAAGAGUGAAGAUGGAGAUAUCAUUGAUUGUGUUGAUAUUUACAAACAACCAGCUUUUGACCAUCCUGCUUUAAAAAAUCAUACAAUUCAGAUGAGACCAAACACUAUUUUUGCCUCCGAGACUUCAACUACUGAACACGAGUCAUCUCCAGCAAUGUUAACUCAAACUUGGCAAAAGAGUGGAAGCUGUCCAAAAGGAACAGUAGCCAUUCGCAGAGUUAAGAGGAAAGAGUUAUUAAAUGCUGAUUCCCUCGAGCACUUUGGAAGGGACGGUCCACGGACUUCCUUUGCUGUAAACACAACAAAUGACAAAAGUAAUUUUUUUGGAAGCUUUCCCGCACCCGAACACUCGUAUGCAAAUCUCUAUGCAACGGAAAAUAAUUACAUCGGUGCUAGAGGAGACAUAAAUCUUUGGGAUCCUCUAGUUGAAUCCUACAACGAAAUCAGUAGUGCUCAAAUUUCGCUUAAAAGCGGCUUUGUUGAGAAUUUUGAAAGUAUCGAAGCAGGCUGGAUGGUCUACCCAAAUUUAUUUAAUGCUGAUGGUCAACCUCGAUUAUUUAUACGUUGGACAUUGGAUGGAUACCGACGUACAGGUUGCAUUAACCUCAAUUGUGCUGGGUUUGUUCAAACUAGCUCAGUUAUCGCAUUAGGUUCUACAUUUUCGAAUGUAUCAACGCUGCACGGACCCCAAUUUCAGAUCAAUAUCCGCAUUGACCAUGAUCCAAGUACCAACCAUUGGUGGCUACAUUAUUAUAACGAGGUAGUAGGUUAUUGGCCAGCAGAAAUUCUGUGCUAUUUGAAGGAGAAAGCCGCAAUAGUAGCAUGGGGAGGAGAUGUUUAUAGCAAAAAUGUGAAGCCAGGCCAUCCCUCUCACACUACAGCCUACAUGGGGAGUGGGGAAGCUGCAUCUGAACUUUUUGGUAGAGCAAAUUUUAUUACAAAUAUUAGGAUCAUUGAUUAUUCCCUCCAGCUGAAGUACCCUGAUCCGGCAUUCUUUGUUGUUGAUGAGCCCAAUUGCUACUCUGCUUUGAUUUACAAAGCGCAUCCUAAAAGUGAGCCCUAUUUUUACUUUGGAGGGCAUCCUGACAACAAUUGUAAAUCGCUUUGUCUUGUAAGAGGGAAGUUCCACUCUACUCUUCUGGAACCGUGGGUUGACCUUGAUUUUUCAAGUUUCUGCAACUGGGUUUUCUUUUUUGGAGUUCAGUUUGGGUUCUUGGCUGUUGAGAAAUCAGCCAAUUUCUGA
Molecule: messenger RNA, 1371 nt
Organism: Quercus lobata
Lineage: Eukaryota; Viridiplantae; Streptophyta; Magnoliopsida; Fagales; Fagaceae
Exons: 8
Coding region: 1-1371 (456 amino acids)
Source: RefSeq, a predicted model, not a curated record